AUGAAAUAUUUUUCAACAAGAGGCUCCCCAAAUCUUCAUACCUUCUCAGAAGCAGUCUUAAUAGGAUUGUCUAAAGAUGGUGGACUUUUUAUCCCACAGACGACACCAGCACUACCUUCAGACUGGAAGACUGCUUGGUUAAAGCAUUCGUUCACCUCUUUGGCCUUUGAAAUAUUUUCACUUUAUAUACCUGAUAAUGAAAUUCCUCGAAAGGAUUUAGGAAAGUUAAUUAAUAAAUCAUAUUCAACGUUCAGGACGUCUGAUAUUACACCGUUAAAAAAAAUCAAAGAAAAUCUUUAUAUAUUAGAAUUAUUUCAUGGACCUACAUUUGCUUUCAAAGAUAUUGCGUUGCAAUUUUUGGGAAAUUUAUUUGAGUAUUUAUUGGAAAAAAAGAACUUGGAAGAGAGUUUAGACGGAAAAAAUAUAACCAAAAAAGAAAGGAUUACAAUUCUUGGAGCUACUAGUGGUGAUACUGGAAGUGCAGCGAUUUAUGGAUUACGAAAUAAAAAAGAUAUUUCUGUAUUUAUUCUACAUCCCCGAGGCAAAGUGUCACCCGUUCAAGAAGCUCAAAUGACCAGCAUACUGGAUAAGAAUGUUCAUAAUCUCGCAGUCGAAGGAACUUUUGAUGAUUGUCAGGAUAUUGUAAAAACUUUAUUUUCGGAUGAUCAAUUUAAUAAGAAGCACCGUCUAGGUGCCAUAAAUUCCAUUAAUUGGGCAAGAAUUUUAGCACAAAUCGUAUAUUAUUUUCAUUCGUAUUUUCAACUUUUUUCAUCGUUAAAUAUUUUGCCAAGUUCCCCUGAAGCCAGUAAUAUCUGUCUUCAAUAUUGUGUUCCAACGGGUAAUUUUGGGGACAUAUUAGCAGGUUAUUAUGCUAAACGUAUGGGAUUACCAAUCGAGACACUAGUGGUAGCUACAAACUCCAAUGAUAUUCUAGAUAGAUUUUUUAAAACGGGUAGAUAUGAGAAAAUAGUGAAUGAUGAAGGCGAUGGAAGAGGGAAACACACAGUACAUGAAACAUUAAGUCCAGCAAUGGACAUUACAGUUUCAAGUAAUUUUGAAAGACUGUUAUGGUAUCUUGCGUGCGAGUCCAUUGAUAAUAAAUCUAGCGAAGAAAGAAUGAGUAUUGCGGGAUCGAUUGUGAAAAGAUGGAUGGAGGAUUUAAAAUCCAAACAGUGCUUAAUUGUGGAAAAAUCACAGUUGGAAUUGGCAUUACGAGAUUUCAAAAGUGCUAGGAUAUCUGACGAAGAGACAAAGGAAACAAUCCGUCGUUACUAUGCACCACAAGACCUCAAAACCCAAAUUUCGUAUGUUCUGGAUCCACACACUGCGGUUGGUGUAGCAGCAGCCGAUAAGCAAAAGAUUUCUUCGAAUACGUAUCAAAUUUGUCUUGCAACAGCGCACCCGGCAAAAUUUUCAACAGCCGUUGAAGAAUCACUAAAAUCAUUUAGUGGAUUCAAAUUUCAAGAAAUUUUGCCAACAGAGUUCGUUGGGUUAUUGGAAAAGGAAAAAAGAUGUGUAUAUAUAGAAAAAGCUGAUCCUGAAAUGGUUAAAAAAGUUAUUGAAAGCGAGUUAGGAAGGGAGAUCAUUUAA
Molecule: messenger RNA, 1590 nt
Organism: Cetraspora pellucida
Lineage: Eukaryota; Fungi; Glomeromycota; Glomeromycetes; Diversisporales; Gigasporaceae
Source: the annotation of a GenBank genome assembly